AUGCCGUACUUAGACCAUGCUGGCUCGACAUUACCGUCGAAAACUCAACUAGAAGAACUCGCAAAACUCCAAACGCAACUUAUUCUUGCCAACCCCCAUUCUCAUCAUUCCACCGCUAUCAAAACCCAACAAAUCGUAUCGUCAGCUCGACAUAGAAUCCUACGCUACUUCAAUACUACCGCAGAUGACUACUUUGUAGUUUUUACGAAUAAUACUACACACGCGCUUAAAAUUGUCGCUGAGAACUUCAAUUUCGGACAUAGGACACAGGAAGGAGUGGUGUCAGAGAUUUCAGCUGUACUGAAGGGUGGACCAUCCAAUUUUGCAUAUUUCAAUGACUCUCAUCAUUCGGUUGUAGGAUUGAGACAUGUGGUGCUGGGGAAAGUUGAUGCGAUUAGUUGUGUGAAUGAAGAUGUUGUGAAAGAAGAGUGUAUUCCAAAAGUGGAAAAUAGUUUGUUCGUGUUUACAGCAAUGAGUAACUUUUUGAUUCCGUUUCAAAUAAAUGAAAAAUUGAUAUCAGGCUGGUCCGUUUGUGUGGACGCCGCUGCAUUGGUCUCAGGAACUCGUUUGGAUCUCACAGCACAUCGUCCAAACUUUGUUGCAUUUUCGUUUUACAAAAUAUUUGGGUAUCCCACUGGAAUCGGAGCAUUGCUCGUUAAAAAAGAUUCCUCAAAGUCAAUUGAAAAGACUUCAUUCGCCGGAGGAACGGUGCAGAGUGUUGACGAAAUGACGAUGCAUUUUGUAAUACGGGAUUUUGAAAGAGCUUAUGAGGAAGGAACAAUUAAUAGCUACGGUAUUGCACAACUUCAAAAAGGAUUUGAAGAGAUUGAGAGAUGUGGAGGCAUGCAGGCUAUUCGAGCGCAUACAUAUGACCUCCGAUCCAAAGCUGUUCAAAUUCUACAGUCAAAAACUCACCCAAACGGGAAGAAGGUAGUUGAGAUAUAUAGUCAGCCGCACAUUCAAGUCUCUCCUGAAACUCAAGGCGCUAUUGUGGCGUUCAACUUGGUGAGACCGGAUAAUGGAUACUAUGGAUACACAGAAGUGGAGAAAAUGUGUGCUAUUUUUGGAAUUGAAUUGAGGACAGGAUGUUUUUGCAACAUUGGUGCUUGUAAAAAGUACCUUGGAAUUACAUCUGAAAUGAUCAAGGAGAAUAUGAGCAAAGGAAAACGAUGUGGUGAUGAGAUUGAUUUGAUUAAUGGACGACCAACAGGCGCUGUUCGAAUUUCCUUCGGAAGAAUGUCCACCGAGCAAGACAUCGAAGUGCUGAAACAAAUGAUUGACACCUGUUUUGUGAGCAGCGAGAAAGUGUUUUCUCCCAGCCUGCAAAGUCUGAAAAUUGAUUCUUUUCUCCCAACAGUCGUCAAUUUAUUCAGUUUUCCGAUCAAAAGUGUUGGUUCAGUGGCCAAAAGCAGGUUAGUCAUAAAUCACUCUAUUAUUGAUCAUACUUGCGUAUUCUGCAGUUAUGAGCUCACUCCAAGAGGCUUCAAACACGAUAGAGAGUUUUUGGUAGUUAAAGACGAUGUGACGUUAAACCUGAAAAUGCAUCCAGAGUUGUGUCGACUGACUGCGACUAUCGUGAACGAUGAAGAAUUACAUAUACAAACUUUUGAUCAGAACGACAACUUGGUCAUUCCGAUGAGCUUGUCACUUAAGGAGAAUGAUGCCAAAGUGGUGUGCAAAAAGACAAUCGCAACUUUCGAUUGUGGGGAUAAAGUUGGACAAUGGCUAGAGAAUGCACUGGAUAUGACCAAUUGCAGGCUUUUGAGAGUUGCAGGAGAAUCCAAAAAGAAUUUUGUCAAUGAUUCUCCGUUUUUGUUAAUUAAUGAAGCUAGUGUCUACAUGCUUGCCCGACACAUUAGUAAGAUUUUUAUAUUUAUUUCGCAUGACGAAUUCAAAAGUUUUCCUCUUCACAAACAAACACUUAUGUCUCAUAAAUAUUUUACUCUUCCAGAUAUGGAUGUCCAGGACAUCCUCACUCGAUUCCGCUCCAACAUCGUGGUCCGCGGUCUGCCGCCAUUCAUUGAAGACACCGCAAAACGGCUGUCUAUUGAGAAUCUCGAGUUUGAGGUGGUCGACAAAUGCACUCGAUGCGAAAUGAUAUGCGUGGAUCCGAUGACAGGCGAGAAGGAUCCCAGUUUGCUACUGGCUCUUCGAGAUUAUAGAAAUAAGCAGAAGGUUUGUGUGAGGAGAGAGCAGAAUCACAGAGAUCAUGAUCAAUCGGAUGUGCAGGGUCCGCAGUAUAAUAGUACAAAGUUUGUAGUUAGAGAGGAAUCUGGAGAUGACGUGAUGACAUUUGGUAUCUACAUCCGACAAUCCAACUUUGAACCCGGUCAAUUUGUUGAAGCUGGAUCCGCCGUACGAUUUUUCACCGAUUGA
Caenorhabditis briggsae is the source of this 2376-nucleotide messenger RNA. RefSeq names its product Protein CBR-MOCS-1 (gene Cbr-mocs-1). The transcript is spliced from 10 exons. The record is from RefSeq and is a predicted model, not a curated record. The coding region runs from base 1 to 2376 and encodes 791 amino acids. Gene Ontology annotation, biological process: Mo-molybdopterin cofactor biosynthetic process. NCBI's taxonomy places the organism in Eukaryota, Metazoa, Nematoda, Chromadorea, Rhabditida, Rhabditidae. Gene Ontology annotation, molecular function: pyridoxal phosphate binding; molybdenum ion binding; molybdenum cofactor sulfurtransferase activity.